AUGGCAAACACUUUUAAUAUUGUGUGGUCCGGUCCCAAAUUAGAUGGGAAACUCGAUUAUAGUUAUUGGGAGACUUUGAUGUCUACCCAUUUGAAGGCCCAGAACCUGUGGAAUUUCAUUGAACCAGGUUUGCAAGAAGGAGCAGAUGCUGCCCAACAGAGGAGAGAUCAAUUGGCGCUAUCUCAAAUUCAUCAAGGAGUAGAUUAUACGGUAUUUGGCAAAAUAGCAAAUGCCAAAAGUGCAAAGGAAGCAUGGAAUACGUUGAAGCUGUCAUACAAAGGCGUAGAUAAAGCUCAAAAAGCAAAGCUACAGUCUUUGAGAAGAGAAUAUGAAAGGUACGAGAUGUCGAGCUCAGAAACCGUUGAGCAAUAUUUUACUCGUGUUACAGAUCUUGUCAAUAAGAUGAGAGUCUAUGGAGAAGAUAUGCCCGAUAGCAAAGUGGUGGAGAAAAUUCUUCGCACCAUGCCGAUGAAGUAUGACCAUGUGGUGACUACGAUACUAGAGUCACACGAUAUGGACACCAUGACGAUUGCAGAGUUGCAAGGAACUAUGGAAAGCCACAUCAGUAGAAUACUAGAGAAGUCUAGAAAAUCAACCGAGGAAGCCCUGAAAAGCCGAGUGAAUUUCAACAACGUUGCAGAAUCAAACCGUACACAAGAAGGACGAGGUCGUGGUUUUAAUUUUCAAAGUAGAGGUAGAGGAAGUUUCAGAGGUAGAGGUCGUGCCAAUUACAACCAAGGAAGUUACAAUAAUUUUACACCACCUAAUCAAGGAAGAGGUGGAACGAAUUUCAGGCCUGUCAACCGAGGAAGAGGUCGAGGAAAUUUUCAUCAAGAAAGAACCAAUUUCAACUGA
This is a messenger RNA of Arachis stenosperma, 855 nucleotides long. RefSeq lists its product as uncharacterized. NCBI's taxonomy places the organism in Eukaryota, Viridiplantae, Streptophyta, Magnoliopsida, Fabales, Fabaceae. The record is from RefSeq and is a predicted model, not a curated record. The transcript has a single exon. Bases 1 to 855 code for a protein of 284 amino acids.